GAGUGACGCCAUCGUCGUUUGGUUUCAUUCUGCUUUGGUUGUGUUUUUUUAUUUUUACACCUCCGACGUGUCCGACAGUGAGCUGAAAUAGAAAAAAUAAUGGGAAGAAAGAAGAAAAAGCAAAUGAAGCCUUGGUGCUGGUACUGUAACAGAGAUUUUGAUGAUGAAAAGAUUCUCAUUCAGCACCAGAAGGCCAAACACUUCAAAUGUCACAUCUGUCAUAAAAAGCUGUACACAGGACCUGGACUAGCUAUCCACUGUAUGCAGGUACAUAAAGAGACUAUCGACGGCGUUCCAAAUGCCAUACCUGGUAGAACAGAUAUUGAACUGGAAAUAUAUGGGAUGGAGGGUAUUCCAGAGAAAGACAUGGAGGAGCGGAGAAGAGUGUUAGAGCAAAAACACCAAGACACUCAGAAGAAAAAAAAUCAGGAUGACUCUGAUGAAUAUGAUGAUGAUGAUGAACCCGGCCCAUCUUUCCAGCAGCCUGCUGUAGGUCAGGCACAAACGAGCUAUGUCCCUUCCAUGACCCAGCCGGCCAUGGCUCUUGGUUCCAAUGCUCCAGGGCUGCCACCAGGAGGAUACUCAGGAAUUCCCCCAGUGAUACCAGGUAUGCCGCCAUUGAUGCGAGGAAUGCCCCCUGUAAUGCCAGGAAUGCCACCUGGGAUGGUACCCAUGGGUGGAAUGAUGCCACCAAUUAUUCCAGGCAUGCCUCCAGGCAUGCCUCCUCCAGUAACUCACCGUCCAAGAUUGACACCUAUGGUUCAAGCUCCCCCUGCUCCAAAUAUACUGACUAGACCUGUUGUUCCUGCUUCCACGCCCCCCUCAGCUCGGCCUAAUGUUUCAAAACCACUUUUUCCCAUUGCUGGACAGAUGGGCAGUCAAGUUGCAAGUACAGUCUCGUCGAGUGCAGAUUCUCAGUCUGCUUCUCCUAAAGCUCUGUUCCCUGUCGUAUCUCAAAGCCAGCAGACAGUGGCAGGUUCUUCCCAUCCAACCGCAUCCACAUCAUCUGACACCUCAAAGCCCACAUUCCCAGCCUACACUCAGGCCACAGCUUCUGUGGCCAGUCCCAGUCCUGGCAGCAGUACUGUCUCCAAACCUCCCUCUACUAUUACAAGUAAGCCUGCCACCCUCACCACCUCCAGUGCAACCAGUAAGUUGAUCCACCCUGAUGAGGAUAUUUCGUUGGAAGAGCUGCGGGCUCAGUUACCCAGAUACCAGUGUAAUAUUCCCCACCAAGGCCAGGCCAGUGUUUCUGCCCCCUCAGGGGUUCCCAUGGGUGCUCUGAUGUCACCUCAGCAGCCUGGCAUGAGACAACCUGUACCUGGUCAGUAUGGUGGUCAGCCCCAUAGGUUGCCAGGCUACAUCCCGGGAGGGCUCCCUCCGUAUGGGCAGGCAGCACCUAUGGUUUCCUCUGGGUAUCAGGGAGCCCCUCCACGGCCACCCAUGGCUAUGAGACCCCCCGUCAUGUCUCCUGGAAGCCGCUACUGAAGCCUGCUCUCCUUUUUCCAUAGGUGUAUAGAAGUGUAAUAAAUGUGGUUCGUAGUGUUGUGAAGGCGCUGGACUUAUGGGCAGUACCCACCCUUUAUCAAGGCAAGUUUUAUGUAAAUACAUUUUUUUUUUUUUUGUAAAAGAAACAGUGAGGCCUUCACAGCACUUAGGUGCUGUUGGACUUUGUGUCCCCAACGUUGUUUGGUGAGGGCUUCAGAUGACUGUUUAUGGAUUCAUUCACACUUAAGUUAUGUUCCAUUAAGUUUCUUUCAGAAACACUUUCUUAAGUAGAUGACGUACAUAAAUGAGAUGAUAUAUGUACGGUUGUGUAAUGUGUUGUAAUAAAAUGUGGCAAAAC
Thalassophryne amazonica is the source of this 1846-nucleotide messenger RNA. RefSeq names its product BUB3-interacting and GLEBS motif-containing protein ZNF207-like. The record is from RefSeq and is a predicted model, not a curated record. Lineage: Eukaryota; Metazoa; Chordata; Actinopteri; Batrachoidiformes; Batrachoididae. The transcript is spliced from 12 exons. Gene Ontology annotation, cellular component: nucleus. The coding region runs from base 100 to 1488 and encodes 462 amino acids.